CAACGUCAGAAACAAUAACAAUGCUCUGGCGUCUGGCGCUUGAUUUGACAACAAAUAACGACAAUAGUUGACUUUUUAAUAAGAUUUACUACUUUACUUUAAAUGAGAACAAUUUUCAGAUUUUAUAAAUUAUCAUCAACAGUGUAUAUUUGUUUUUUAAACAAAGUUUUAGUUGUGCGUUAUUAACAUUACGACAAUUAUUGAUUAUGGCUGAAAAGUUCCAAUCUAAACUACCUCUUCUUAAGAAAAGCAUUAAUAACAAAUGGAAAAGUAAAUGUAUUGAGUUAUUGGACGAUUUGGAAAUCAAUUUGUAUAAUUCUGCUCUGGAUAGUAAUACUAAUGAUUUGCUGCAAACUAAAUUACAAUCUGAGUCAAGUUUUUGUGAAAUUCAGAAAGAAAUUGAUACUCUGCAGAAGCAAAUGAGUGAACUUGACACUAAAAUACAAAAUAAGCCUGAUAAAAGGUCGGAACUUGCUUUAUAUCAGCUCAUAACUAAACUGAGAUGGGAUUUAGAAAGUCCAGAAAAUCACAUAGUAGGAUUUGUUGCAGGAAAGCGUUUCCAGACUUUUGACAUGGAUACAAUGAAACAUUCUGAACAAGAAAUAGUUGAUAAACUGUGGGCAAUUAUUGAUCCAAAAGAAUGAGGUUACUCUGGCUCUGAUCUGUGUCAAAGUUUUAUGUACAGAAAGUUUUUUAGUUUUUUUAAUAUUUCAUAUUACUCAUAUUUACUUCAAUAAAAAUGUAGUUUUAUUUAA
Messenger RNA from Parasteatoda tepidariorum (common house spider), 755 nucleotides. RefSeq lists its product as uncharacterized. Lineage: Eukaryota; Metazoa; Arthropoda; Arachnida; Araneae; Theridiidae. The record is from RefSeq and is a predicted model, not a curated record.